Molecule: messenger RNA, 5802 nt
Organism: Physeter macrocephalus (sperm whale)
Lineage: Eukaryota; Metazoa; Chordata; Mammalia; Artiodactyla; Physeteridae
Gene: PAIP2B
Product: poly(A) binding protein interacting protein 2B
Exons: 4
Coding region: 168-539 (123 amino acids)
Biological process (GO): negative regulation of translational initiation
Cellular component (GO): cytoplasm
Molecular function (GO): mRNA regulatory element binding translation repressor activity
Source: RefSeq, a predicted model, not a curated record
CUAGCGAGUGAUAGCGGCGCUCCUUGGGUGCUGUGGCUCACGCUUUGGUACUACAGGCCGAGACUCUUUUGGCGACGGCGACCUCUGCGGCGACGGCUCAGGUUCUCGGAGGAGUAGCAGAGUACGGUCUGGAGGAGGGGCUUCUGGUCAGCCCAGGUUCUAUCAUAAUGAAUGGAUCCAGUGUGGCGAAUACUUCACCCAAUAUAAAAUCCAAAGAGGACCAGGGGUUAAAUGGGCAUGAUGAGAAGGAAAACCCAUUUGCAGAGUACAUGUGGAUGGAGAAUGAAGAGGAUUUCAACAGACAGGUGGAAGAGGAGCUGCAGGAGCAAGAAUUCUUGGACCGCUGCUUCCAGGAGAUGCUGGAUGAGGAAGACCAGGACUGGUUUAUUCCAUCGCGAGACCUGCCUCAGGCCAUGGGACAGUUGCAACAACAGUUAAAUGGACUGUCAGUCAGUGAUGGUCAUGAUUCUGAAGAUAUUUUGAGCAAAAGUAACCUGAACCCGGAUGCCAAGGAAUUUAUUCCAGGAGUGAAGUACUGAGCUGACAGAAAGCUUUGAGGAGAACUUGUACGUCCCCACAUCUGGGGACAGCGCUGCACAAAAAGGCGGAGCUGAAGAGGGGGGCGGGACGGGCAAGGGGUGCACAGCGGGGAAAGGGGACAGUGGUUUAACUCGACACUGUGAUUGGAGUAACUAAUGUGCUCAGUCUUUCUCUACAAGCCUCUGAGUAUUUCUCUUUUGUUCUACUGACUUUCAUUUGGAGCAAUUUCCUAUUAUUAUUAGCUUUUUGAUUUAGGGAAAUUGCAAUUCCCGCCCCCCCCCCCUUCAUCAGGAAUGUUCUGCUGUAUGUGUUUAAACAAAAUAAGCUGACCAAGAAAAUCUGGGUGUUUAAGAAUGCCCUUCCCGCUCUGCUGUAUACUUACCAAGGUCAAUGAACACCUGGAGCACUACUUACUCAGUCUGUUAAGCUGGAUGGGAAGAGGAACCAGUGGAAGAAGCAGGUGUUGUAAACCAGAAUGCACAGCUCCCUGAUCCCUGGGAGUUUCCUGUGAUGAGCUGGGAUUACCAGUGGCCUGCUGAGCCCAUAUCUCCCCGCCUGAACCCCAUUCAAGAAAACACAGGCUUAAAGUACUGGAAACCAAUAGAAGCAACUUUCAUCAACCAUCUGGUUGAUGAAAGUUGUAAAGCAGAAGGAGAGGACUGGGAUGGUGAUUGUCACCUGAGUCGUUCAGUUCCUGUUGGCCUACUCUUAAGCCUCUGUUUACAGCUACCAUCAGACUCAAAAUUUACAAGGUAAAAGAGCACUAGAGUGGAUUUGCCAUUUCGUCUCAUGGUGUCUAGUCCCCUGUCUCCUCUCCAUCCCAACCCUACUCUGUUUUUGAGAAAAGAUAUUGUUACCAAAGGUGAAUGAGAGGCAUGCGGUGCUGGCCAUCAGCGUCAGCCUGGAGAAGUCAUCCUUGAAUCCUCUUAGUUAUGUCUUAAACUUAUUUUGACAGUUUUUUUCCAGCCCAUGAGGACUUGGUCCACCUGGUACCUUACUUUCCUUAGAAAGGUUUGUGCGCUUUCACAAGUCAAUGUAAUUUUCAGGACACCAGCAAGAAGCUCAGUUCACAAUUUGGAUGCUACCUCCCACCUUACAGAAUUAUACAGAAGAACUCCAAAAAAGCCUAGGAGAGCGAGUCCCAUUUGACCCUGGGACUGUGUGACCCACCAGGACAGUUUUGGCAGUUAUAACAUUUUGCCGUUCCCACAUACCCAGGUUUUUGAGUUUUCUAGGUUGGACUUUCUGGGUAUGUUCCUUUCCUGUCCACAAGUCACAGGGGUUUUUGUUGUUGUUGUUGAUACUCAUAAGGAACUAAACUUGGCCCAGGAGCUGUCUUUGUGUGCUAGAGAAGUCGGUGGGUGAGUCAGGUCUAAAAGAGAGCAUGUCCAGUCCUGGCCGUUCUCCCAGGACGGGCAAGGACUUGCAGGGGCCUGAGGAGGACAGUGGCUUCUGUAUGACUGCCACUGUCUCGUGUGAUAGGCCUAUCAGGAAAAGAUCAUGUAACUUGAAAUAAAGUCUGUGUAAAUUCAGUAUGUGGAUGUGGGACAGAGGUUGGAAGGAAAGGACUAGGGUUUGGAAAAUUUAAGAAUUUCUCCUUUUUCUUAUGAGGUCCCUUGUUGACUUUUUGAACAGCCACAGGUUUAUGUCAGAUUGAAUAUAUGAACCCACAUCUUUUCCUUGUUUGAGUCUUUAGGAUGGCAUCAUUUGAAAAAUGCCCUUUCUUGUUAGGUCACAUGUCAUAGGAGAGUAGUUUAGGGAGCUCGUAUUGUCAGAUGUGCUCUUGAAUUCCCAAAGUCUCUACCUCGAGAGAAUGGAACUCUUAACUCGUUUUCAGGGAGGGCUACAAAUAAAGAAAUGUCUCAAUUCCAGCUUCAGCUUUCAGCUGGAAUUGUUGCCUCUAAUAAGGAGAGGACCUAGGAAGUGCAGAAAUAGAGGUCUCUUUCUUCCAGGGCUGCUUUUCCUCCUUCAAUCUGCAUUAACUUGUCCAAGCUCAGAAUUCUGCAGGCUGCUGGAAACGUGUUGGGAUUGCAGAAAGAGCCAUUGUCUAGACUGCGGUGUCUCCAUCACAAAGAGCACCAUGGAUUCUUGUGUGGCUCCUGGUCUGGGAAGUCCUACAGGGAUCCAGAUCGAGCCGUUUCUUCAUCCUGAAGCAGGCCUUCCCUUCUGACACCAGGAUAGGCUAAGGUAUUAGGUGUAGUUCAAAGCGCUUGUUUUCCCAUCUGCUGUGGGGUUUCAUCUAGGAUGUCAGCGGGGUUGCACAAGGCGUAUUUGGUCAGGACUAAGGAAGCUUCCUUCCAGCCAAGCAGUGGAACCUGAGGGCUGGCCGUUCCAGUCCCACUCAGACACAGUGCACUGACUCAGGAUCAGGAAGCAGCUAGCAGUGUGACCCCCUACUCAAUGUGUAGGUUUGUGCUUCCAGAGGUUCCUCUUGCAGCGUGACCUUUUUCUCCAUCUAUUUUAUGUUGUGAGGUGGGAGCACAAUUGUCACGCAGACCACAGGCGCAGCUAUAGUCGGAGUUUGCCAACUCCUUAACAGGAAAUGCAUGUGGGUCUUAUUGGAUCUUCACUGGGGAAAGGCUGGGAACCUCUAUCUCAGACUGUUUCUCAUAGGAGAGGUUCUGGGUGCAAGCCAAACUAGACACCUUUACCUUUUAAGGAUGAGGCUGGUAUUAUAAGUGAUGAUUUUGAUAUUGAAUUUAAGCCCCUACUCCAAGUUUUUUUAAUUGGCAACUAGAAGUUUAAGUAUAGCAACAGAAUGUGUAUUUUCAACAAUUGCCAAUUCUGGCUGGUCCCAGUGUUAGUUUAUUAGUGACUGAUUUUGUGAUUAUUGGACCCUAAAACUCCAAAAUGAAAAUGAUUUUAUCUCUUGCUCUUCAAGGGGUAAAAAACAAAAGAAAUGCCUUUUAUUUUCUCCUGCCCUUUGAACUGCAGCAGAAAACUUGAUAGAUACAGCCUAGGCCUGGGCACCUGCACCUUUGGGUCUUUGGAGCAGUUUCUGAUUGCAGCAGUUGACUUUUGGGGAUCACAUAAGGUCAAACCCAAAAAGAUUGCAAGGAAAAGGCUGGACCUUUGCAGCACCUUUAGUUUCCGAAGUCAAAACAGCUGGGGUCCCUUUAAUUAAGGUUACAAUGCUAAUUAUAACUUUAAAAUGUUUUUAGAGGUAAUCAGCAUUUUUCAAAUUGUGUAUUGCUAGAAUGUCAAAGUUCUGUCUUGAUUUUGAAGAUGCUGGGAAGUAAGGAGGUGAGUCAAACACUCUGACUUCAGAGUAGAAAUUAAUAUAUGUCGGGAAAGUUGUGUGAAGAAGUAGCCAAAGGAAACAGCUUGACUGAAUCUUCUUGCGUUGGUGCUGCUGCAAAGCCCAUGUAUAAACAUCAGGAGCCCAGGAAUCUACACUCCUGAGAUGGGAGGGGGCAAGUGUUCAAUAAGGGGCCCGACAUCACGGGUUAAUAAUGUUGCUUGGUUAGGUUAUGUUGAUGUAAGGCUGCAGGCAGAGACCUGACAAAUUUGACCAGGAUUUGGAGACGUGCACCUUUUGGGAAAGACUGUGUAUUCCUAGCAACUCUCCUCCAGGAUAAAUGUAGACCUCAUUAGUUUGGGAAGUUGAUGGAGAGAACAGGAUUGACUGGGAUCUGGUGAGCAUCAGGAACCUUGGUCUCCUCCUACCUCUUCCCACGGUUACCCAUGUGAAUCGUUUCCCCUCUCAGAGAUCAUUAGUUCUCCUGGUCCCUGUGUAGUACGCGGAGUACUUUUCUGCAGCCAGUGCUCUGCUGCCUUGUGAAUUUCAUCACAAUUUUGUAAGGUUUUUUUUUUUUUCCCUUUGUUUUUAAUCUUCUGUCUUUAUUUCUCCCAUCUCGAAUCUGCAAUUAGUGACAAAGGACAGGGGAAUAGGAGGCUGACCUAAGGAAACACUUAAGUUUCCUGCUUGUUACUUGGCCUCUGCCCUCACUGCCCAGCCCCCCACUGCUGUCCCCAGUCGAGAUUUUAGGGGGGGUGGUCAUACAAAUAGGACAGCUGAGUACACUGAUCUCUAUGGGGCGUUAGCCAAGUGAUUCACCACCCUACCCCCUGGGGACAGAAGAGAAAUCUACAAAGGGACAGAUGCACCAUCUUUAUUUUAAAAGAAAAAGCCCCUUUAGAUUUUGUUACUAGGAGUCUCAUUUGUGAGGUCUGCUGAGUUUUCUUCCCCAAUCCUACCUUCUUACUGGCUACCUUUUAAUAUUAUAAAUAGUAAAGAAACAUUCUAGGCUAUGUACUAUCAAAGAGUACAAUGUUUUCACUCUGUAACUCAGCACUAACUGAUAAUCCUGUCCUGUUGAUUGUGAGCCUUCAGAAAUGUUUAAUGCUUGACGGGUGGUUUGCGAGACAGGGACUUUUUUUUAAAACAACUUUAUUGAGGCAUAUUUUACAUAACAUAAAAUUCACCCAUUUCAAGUGUACAAUUCAGUGAUUUUAGUAACUUUCCUGAGUGGCACAGCCAUACAGUUCUCAGUUUUAGAACAUUUUCAUCCCCCUCAAUAAGAUCCUUCAUGCCUAUUUACAUGAUAAUACCUGUUCCUAGCUCUAGGGAAUCGCUAAUCUUUCUGUCGCUAUAAAUUUGCCUUUUCUGGACAUCAUCUCAAUGAAAUCACACAAAAUGUGGUCUCUUGUAUCUGGCUUUUUUCACUUACGUAUUUUCGAGGUUCACCCAUGACAUAACUUGUGUUAGUACUUUGUUCCUUUUUUAUUGCUAAAUAAUAUUCCAUCGAUGGAUACAUGUUUCGUCACCAGGCGGUCUUUUAAACUUGCAUUUCAACCUCCUGUGGUCUAGAUGGAACCCUGAGAACAUAGGGCUCCUGGCGGGGCGGCUGCGCAUGUCAAAGGGACUGCCUAUCAGAACCAGCUUCGUCAUCAAGCUCCGAGAGGAUCCUGACCUGCUGUAGAAACUUUUAUAAUUUUGCAACUUCCUUUUUACAUGAAACUUCUGUGCUAUCUACACAUCGGGCUUCUGAAGCAUCUGAUAAUUAGCUUAAUAAGUUAAUGAGCAUGUGUUUGAGUGGACAAGAAAGUGAAACCAUCAAUACUGUGUUGAAUAUUUUUUCCUCCCCGACAAAAUGGAGGAAUCUCUGAACUUGCUCAAUAGCGUCGUCUCCAUUACAAAGCGGAACAUGUGUUAAAGAUCGUGCUGCCUUUGUUAGACCCAUUUGGAAGGAAAGAGGCCAGCCAGCAGAAGCGGUCAGGAGGAGAAAGGGAGUGGACUUUGCGGUACAUCCCAGCGGGUCU